This is a messenger RNA of Paramuricea clavata, 19644 nucleotides long. The record is from the annotation of a GenBank genome assembly. Lineage: Eukaryota; Metazoa; Cnidaria; Anthozoa; Malacalcyonacea; Plexauridae.
AUGCCCGCGAAGCGUCCGUACGCGACAACGGAACGCCUCGCUUAUCUUUGCUGUACAUUAUUAUUAUGAUAUAAGACACAUAAAGAUCGAAAUAUUAAUAUAUCACAAAACAAAGUAAAAAAAAACUAAAAAGGAUUGUAUUGCAUUGCAUUGCAUUGCAUCGCAUUGCAUUGCAUUGCAUUGCAUUGCAUUGCAUUGCAUUGCAUUGCAUUGCAUUGCAUUGCAUUGCAUUGCAUUGCAUUGCAUUGCAUUGCAUUGCAUUGCAUUGCAUUGCAUUGCAUUGCAUUGCAUUGCAUUGCAUUGCAUUGCAUUGCAUUGCAUUGCAUUGCAUUGCAUUGCAUUGCAUUGCAUUGCAUUGCAUUGUAUAAGCUUGAAAAAUAUAAUGACAUUUCAACUGGCAAAUGAACCGCCGAAGUUGUACGUCGAUAAUAACAACAUUGAUCAACACUCAACACAAUUUUUCACAGACGCUGUAAUCGAGAAUAUACAACCCCAAAUUGCCACAAAUAUUCUACCCUAGGGUGGUACUAUAGCUUUCAAAAUAUUAUGGAAGCGAAUUUGUGUGAUAAUUUUUGUUUGGAAAGUGUCGCACAUCAUGUAUUGUUUACCUCGCAGUUACAGAUUCACAAAAUUCUUCCAAAAUAUUGCAUGUACAAGCUUCGGUUGACCAUCAAUAGCAAGAUAAUUUUACGCACUUUUUAAAAAUGUGUAAGUUGUCUUGCUUGCAAGCUUUUUCCUUCCUAAACUCAAGAACAAAUGAACUGUUAUUUAGGGAUUGGUACGAUACUGAUACCAAAUACCCAUACUAGAAGAAGUAUCGAUAGUUGAUACUUGCGAAAAAUAUUGAUAAUUUUGAUACCACUUGAACGUGCGAUAUGUUUGUUCAGCAUUUAUAGAAGUCACAGAAAUAUAGGGCACUGUAUGCAAUAUUUCACAAAAUAAUAACAGGGUCACAUGAACCCACACUUUCACCUUGAGGCUCGUGAUUGUAUUUGUAAAAGGGAGAAGACAUGAGUUGCGAAUAAAGACAGCCAAGUUCAUGAUCACUAUUAUUAAACUUGAUGACGUCAUCGCUAGUUUGGAGUUGUGACACCAUCAUUAAUUAAAUCGAAGUAUUGGUAUCGGUAUCGAUCAAAAUGUAUAGUAUUGUACUUGGUAUCGUAUCGAAUUAAAAAUCCCUACUGUUAUUGACUCGCAUUGCUACUGCAUUGACAAUUUAUUGAUCUAUUGGGUGUGGCUUUUGGCAGAGGCUAGCCGCUCACACGUUUUCGUUUCCGCCUGUGUCUCUCUAGCUCAGCGGUUGAAGCCUCUGCGGAGGGAAGAGCACAGCUGUCAAAACAAUAUGGGGGCUUAUACUCAAAACCAGCUAUGAGUUUGUACUUCAAUCUUAAUCUUCACAAAAUAUAUUACUUCUGGCGUCAUUAAACCUCAAUCUUAAGGUCUCUAAUGUCUUGUUCUUUUACUUAUCCAUCAAUAGGUCUCAAGAGAAAAGGAGUAAACGUUGCAAUCUCUCCUGAUGAUCGCCAUGUCGUAUCGGUAUCGAAAGAUUCCUCGUCAUCCUGGAUAAAGGUACAGUAAAGGCCAAAAAGCAUGCAUGUGAACUGAUAGGCCUUCUCCCAUAAAUUUGUGUCGAAAAUGUCCGCGGCACGUCUGCCUGGAAAUUAUUGUCGAAAGUCUUCCGUUUUGAAUUUUUCAGGAUGUUCCAGAAUAAAUAUCCCUGUGUAGGAGACCUGCAGGGUUGAAGAUAAAAUUUUCACAUGGUCUCCCUCCUACCAGGGCGUCAAAAUGCAAUUUUUGGCACGGAACAUUCUCGUCUCCAGAGCCAUUCUUACUCGGUCACUCAUUGAAAAUUAUGCUCUGGGUUAGACGACUAAAGGGAGAGAUAUGAUUGGCUUCUCAGAGAACUGCUAUUUUGCAGAAGUUGAGCAGUUUUCGCUAGGCAAAAUUAUUCUAUCAAAAUAUGUCAACAUAAAUACUUCGUUUCUUCAUAAUACUUCUCUGUGAAAAUUGUUACGGGUUCUGAAGCGUCCCAAUUCAAGAGUAUGCGCUUUAGAAACUACUGCAAGUUUUCCUGCACUUCCGGUUCCGUGUAUCCCAGGGCAUAGGCCGAGAGGCCCUGGGAACGAGGAUGGGUACGGAAGUGUAAAGAACUCUGCCAUAUUUCCAAGGAGGCUAAAGUUUCCCCAGGGAGGCAGUUGGCGCUCUACCUUUACCACGCGCGCAAACUAGUGGCGUUUCGUAUAAAUCGGUGUUGGUCAUCGUGGUCUCAGGCGGGCUGGAACAUCAUGGCUAAGAUCGGAAUGGCAAAGUCCGACCCACGCGAAUCGAGCGUGAGAGAAAAUCCAAAACUCCCGAGAAAUCUCUAAAAAUUCCACAGGAUUUUCAAAAUCCCAAAAAUCUCGAACACUUGUUUGUAGUGAACAUGCACCCCUCGAUUAAGAAAAUGUGGUUCAGAUUACACUAUAAUCUUAUUAUUUGCUCUGAUGAAGAUCCCGGUUUACAGAUCGAAAGCUUUGGGGACAAGCCAAUUUAUCUUUUAGUUAUAAAAAGACGGUUUAUUGGAAAACGCGGACAACGGACUCCGGAGAACGGACGCCGGAACGAACAAUGGACAACGGACACCGCACAAUCGUUGGAAAAGACAAACAAUCAAUGGAAAAGACGGCCAAGCGUUGGAAAAGAUGGAUAAACGGUUGAAAAGACGGUUCCUUUUUAACAUGUAAGAAAAAGUUAAUUAAUUAACCGUAUUCCAUGACACACGACGUUGGCAAAUCUUUCGUUUUUAUUAGUUGAAUAAUAACUAAAUCUAUAUGUAUCUACAUAAUAGUUUACGCAUUCAAUUGAUGUGAUAGAUAGUACUACUGUAAUUGUUUACAGAAUCAUGUUGAAGAAAAAAAGGUAAACUUGAGCAGUAUGUGGACAUUCGAUCAAUUUUAUGGUUUCCAGCCCGUUCAAAGCCUGAUGGGUCCGUUUAAAGGUGUAAUUCAAUUGUUCUACGUCUAGGAUAACACAUUAGUCAUACGUUACGGCCAAUAGGAUAGAAUUUUCACAGUGCAAUAUCAACAGUAAAACAAAAAUUAUAGGUUAAACGUUGUACACAAAUUAUACAAUAUGGCGAUAAAUUCCGGUUUGCGAACACAAAAUCACACAAAACAUCGCGAAAAACGUCUGACUGUGCCUUUGAAACAAAAACAUGGCUAUUUGACAUUUAGUUAAACAAAUUAAAAGAAUGUAGUAGUGAGUAGACUAGAUAUUAAAUUAUAAGUCUCUUAACUAUUAAAAAGGAAAUAGAAAGUAAAUAAUAAAAUUAUCUUAUCUCAGCGGGAAUGCAUCAGUUAAACAAGUUAGCACUUGUAAAAUUAAUUGUAAGAAAUAUAAGCAAUUUCUCAGAAAUAUGAUUUUUGAAGGUGUGAGUAAAGUUUUACUCUACGCAAAAAUUACGCGUGGUACGUAUUAACAAAACAUACUGAAAAAACGCGAGUCAAAUGAACGUUCGUAUCCUUGCAUGAUGGUUUAUAGUAGAGUACCUCACAAUUUACGGAAGACAAUCAUAAUUCUUGAAUUUGCAGACUAUACUUACUCUUGUUUCUAAGUUUGACGAAGUUUUGACGAAGUUUUGAUCUGCGAAUUCGCUCGCGAUCUUACAGGAACGACGCAUGAGAAAGUCACUUAUGACCGCCAACCAUUUUGAGAUUUCCGGUAUCAGUCGCACAGACUUUUUCGCGGUGUUUUCAGUAAAUCAAUAUAUACAAUAAACUGACUACGCAUUCCUUAGAAAUAUAUAUAUAGUAUAUAGUUUUGGCGCCUGCAGUGAAUACGUUUGUUUGUUAAAUUAAACUGUAUUGUUGGGUUAGUUUCUUUAACAUACGCAAGAUUCUAUAUUUGUAACAGCCAUUGAAUGCAUAAACUAUUGCGCGCUAGAUAUAAAGUAGAUUUAGUCAUUAUUCCAUAACGAAACGAAAUACUUGUCAACGUCGUGUGUCAUGGAACACGGUUUAAUUAAUUAAAGUUUUCAGUCUUAAAGGUUCAAAUAGGGUCCGUCUUUUCCAACGUUUGUCUGUCUUUUCCAUCGUUUAUCUGUCUUUUCUAACGCCUGUCCGGUGUCCUCAUUUUCCAAUAAACCUAAAAAGACCGAAUAUUUGUAGACCUUGUAUUAUUAGAAUUAUACAAACAACUUAUUAAUAGGCAAUUUUUUCUAUGUUGCAUAUUUGCGAUGAAAAGCGUUCAAAACCUAAAAUCUUUUUGGCGUACCUCGUGGAAUUACUUUGUUUUAGCUUUAUUUUCUAGUUCGUACAUUCAGCUACCCUUUUAAAUGUAUACCCCGGUGGGAAACAAAAAUAGUAAAAAACUGUAAAUUUAUAAUACAACUAUAAUUGAUGCUAUAGAAUUGAUGUCGUUUAUGUUUACAGCAAUAUAAGCUUAUAGUUAUAAACUUACUGAACUGCAAACGUCGUUUUCUCUUUGGCGUAUCAGCUAAAACGAGUUUGGGUAAUUGUUGAGGGUCAAAAGUCCAGGUCGAGGUUCGAAAGUCCAAGUGUAGGGUCGAAAGUCGAAGUCGAGGGUCGAAAGUCAAAGGUCGAAAAUGGAAAAUAUUAAUUUUUUAUCAUUAGACAAUACAUUUUUAGAAUAGUACAUAUUUCGCAUUUGUUGUCAAAAUUUUAAAGGUUCUCCUGAUAACUAACUUUAUUAAUGUUAGUACAGAACAAUGCCUUGGCCUUAGGGCAUAAUUAGGUUCCUUUUUGUUUUUCGAGAGAGUGUACAACUACUAAAAAUAUUCGAGAACGGCGGUGAUUCGAAAAUAUAUUGUAUUUUAUUGUACUAUCAGAACGAAUCGAGUCCCAGCGCAGCAAAAAUCUCUCAUACAUAAUGAUGGUGAGAUCAUUCUGAACCAAACUAAAAUCACCCUGUUAUAAAGAUUCGUGCUUCAUGCCAGUUAUUUUCCACAGUACAACUCAACUCUCGAUUUUAUUUAAUAUACACAUUUAUGCAACGUUAUCGCAACUAAAUUAUGAAUAUGAAACUAUCAAUCCCAACAUGUGCACUUCCGGUGCAGACAUGUAAACACGAUGUCAUAAAAUAUAUAAAUAUAACUGUUUCUCACGAGGUUGGGAAUCUUCGAGUUAAGCCCUUCGAGUAAAGUCCCCCGAGUUAAGCCACGACCACGACCUGUUUUGCCAUGACCACGCCCUUUUUCAAAAAGGGCUUGACUCGAAGAACGAAACAGAUUUGGGUUAUUCGAGUUAAGCCCCUGGGCUUAACUCGAAGUUUGACAAAAAAGUUCUUGCUCGAGUUAAAAAACAAUCGCAACUGUUAUCGUCAACAAUAUUUUAGGUUUUUCAUAAUAAUUAAUAUUAAAUUUAACAACAGGUAAUUACUUUUAGUGGAUCGUUUAUCCACAACAAAACAACAACUAUUGUUUCAAUGUUCAUCAUAGCAGUAAAUGACUCAAUUUAUUCGUCAUCUUUUAUUGGGAGUCCUCGGUUUCAAAGGAGACAUAUAUCUUCAGAUGAUAGCUGUGAAUCUUGCAGGAUGUUAACUUCACUCGGUGGUGUUUGAAUAUUGCUGGCAAAUGGUUUUAUUGCAAUGCAACGCGGGUCUGCGCAGAAGUAAAAUUGACGACUGACGGCAAACUUUUGAUUACGUGGAAUGUAUAGCCCAUUCACAACAAUAUAUGGCCAAGUAAAAAAAAUUCCCCGUUUCUCAUCAGCGCCCGCAUUAGGAAAUAGCCGCCGAAAUUGUAUUUCUUUUUUAUAUAAUUCAAACCAAAGGCCUCAUAAAACGUUUUAAAAGAGUUACCUGUAGUACAUUCGUGACAGAGUUCUGACCACUGAGCUGUAUAAUACCUGGAGGACCUGCUCCUAUACUUCGUUCAGUCAACGAAGUGUCGCCAAAAACAUGGCGGAUUUUGAGGCAAAAUGACGCCAUUGCCAUGACAACACUUCCGAAAUCCUCAUGGUAGUUACCACUGACCAGGCUCAAUAUUGAGCCCACGGCAGUUUUCACACCUAUUAGGAUGUUAGGGUUUGUAAUCCAAGUGAGAAUAUAUACAUUUUAAGACCUAACCAGGAACGACUACGAAAAAUGCAGCACAGUGCAAGAACUAAGUUUUCACACCUCCCUGGUUUUUGCAUAAAAGUUUUGCAGAUAAUAUAGUUCUUGUUGUUUUGAAUCGGUUUUUAAAAUAUUUUCGAUAUAAAUUUUCUACCUUUGAUAUGCCAACCUCGUUUCCAGGCUCUUUCCUCUACGUUCUCGGCUGGAGAAAAUACCCUGGCUGGGGCUGGUCACGUGACUCAUAGAAAAUUGAUAGCCUAAUAGGGGGAUGGGAAAGUCUCAUAUUACAUGUUUCCACUUCCGCACUUCACACUUCGAUUGCAAGGAGCGGCUGCCUGAACAACUGUAUAUUAUUAUUAUUAUUAUUAUUAUUAUUAUUAUUAUUAUUAUUAUUAUUAUUAUUAUUAUUAUUAUUAUUAUUAUUAUUAUUAUUAUUAUUAUUGGAAGUAUUCCCCGUAGGGCUUUUCAAUACUUAUUUGCAAAUGAUACUUUUUACAGCUUAAUUAAUGUUUAUAAAAAUGAUUACAAAAGGAGUUUAUAAAAAGUUUAAAUGUAGUUAUUAUUAUUAUUAUUAUUAUUAUUAUUGGAAGUAUUCCCCGUAGGGCUUUUCAAUACUUAUUUGCAAAUGAUACUUUUUACAGCUUAAUUAAUGUUUAUAAAAAUGAUUACAAAAGGAGUUUAUAAAAAGUUUAAAUGUAGCGCAAUAAAUAAAUUUCAAUAAGAAUAAGUUUCUUGCAUGCAUGUUACAACUAGUGUUUAUAUAUACUGUAAAUAUUCAAGUUUCAAAAUAUCGAUUUAGUAAGAACUCUUUUAACUUGAUUUUAAAUGUUGCUAAUGAGAGUUUUUUCAACUCAUUGUCUAAACUAUUCCAUAACCCAAUAGCUCUACAGGGUGUAUCAAAAAAAGCGCAAUCCUCGACUGAGUAAUAAUACUUUACGUUAUUGCGAUUGGAGAUAAAAAAAUUGAGAUGGAAUAACAAAUCGUUCUCAUGAAAAUAACUGAUUUUUUCAUUAAAACAAAAAAAUGUUGCAUUUUAUUAAAUGGAUUGUAACAAUAAGUAUAAUUACGGCUUUUCUUCCACUAUUUUAAACUCAGUUUGAAACUUCAAAUGCGAUAUAAUUUUGGCUUUGACCAUCUAAGCUGACUGACAUCAACUUGCUAUAAUUUCUGUUUACAUUACAUCGCAAUUCGAUGACACUCUGGCUCAGACACCAGAAUGUUUUGACGAUUUUUAGCAUUCGUUUAGGAUUUUCGAACAACCUGGUCUCUUUUAAAAUACUUUUAAUUUGUUCUUACGUGGUUUUCCAGAUGUAGUGACGACAAUAUUAAAGUUUAAAGAAGAAAAUUCUAACAUUUAAACUGACUAAACAAUAACAUAGUAAACUUGCAUAAUUAAACAGCAACUAAAAAUGAUAGGUUUUACUAAAUCUUUUCUUGUGCAAUUAUUACUAGCAUUGGAGACAAGGAUAAUAGUUUGUUUGAAAAAGAAAAGAACAGGCUUUCAAGUAAGCCUAAAACCGUUUAACUAGAAAUAGUAUUUCGAAAGUUAUUAAGCACAAAAGAUGAAUUGCGUUUAUUUUGAUACACCCUGUAUAUCGAAAACUUCUUUGUCCUGUUGUGGUUGAGCAUAGGGGAAUAUGUAGUGCUUCAUUGUUUCUUGUGGCGCGAUUGUUUAGUUCCUUAAUUACGUUUAAGAAAUAGGUCGCACAGAUAUGCUGGAGCGAGACUAUUUAUACAUUUGUAGAUCAUGACCAAAUCUUUGAACAACAGGUGCUCUUUAACAGGGAGCCAACCAAUAUCUUUAAGGAUUGAUGUAAUAUGAUCAAAUGUUUUCCCAUUAGCUAUAAUUCUGCACGCAAAAUUUUGGACGGCUUGUAGUUUCUUAGUAUUUGAAGAACUCGUAAUGUCUCGUAUUUGACCAAACUGUUGAACAGUAAUAUAAUUUACCCAUAACUACCGCGCAGAUGAUGUAAAUCAGCGUCUUUUGAUCAAAACAAUGUUUGACAUGAUUAAUUUGACAUAGUUUAGCCAUGCACUCUGAUGAGAGCUGGGUUAUAUGUUCGUUAUAUGUCAAGUUGCGGUCCAGGAUUAUUCCUGGUCGCUUAUGGAAGUGACAGGAACGAUUUUCUUAUUUAAAAAAUUCAAAGACAUAUCAUCUGAUAUUCUUAUAGAAUGGACAAGUCAGGAAAUCAAGCAACGAAAACGUAUGAUCGUAUGCUUUGAACUAUUUGCCCUUUUAUUCUCUCGGGGUUUGGGCGCAGUUUCAUUUCACGCGUACGUUUCUGUUCUGCCUCGGGUUCAGAUAUUUAAAAUAUUCUUAUAAUAUGCCAUUGAAUUGUUGUCAUAUGCAAACGGUAUAAAUUUGUGAAAUAGAGGUCUCGCUAGCGACUGUGUAGGUCGUAGCGCUUUGGUGGUCUUGCCAAUUAGACACACUAGCCAAUUAGACAUCGAAUGUCCAUUCAAUAGAUUCUAAAACCUGUAUUGUAAUGUCUAUAAAUCUCUCUCUUAAAUCACAAAUACGCGCUGGUUUGAAGGACACAACUUGUUUACUUGAAAAAUAUAUGAAUACAUUUUGUUACAUAGCCGAACUCCACCCACUUUACACCCGUCUAUCAUAAAUGUCAAUUAUUAACAAUUCAUGACACUCCCCCCUUGACCAGUAUUAGGAAAGUAUUUAUAGUAUCUUUAGUCCAUUUCAUUUAUCCACUGGUCAAUUAAUUGUCUGCGGUGAUUUCCCACUACUGCUGCAGUUCUCGUUGAUCUUCGAACAGGCACAAUCUCAGACUCUUGAUCGGUUGUAGAUUCGGUUUCGUUAGACUCGUAAUUCACCUCCAAGGGAUACAACUUUUUAAUAGGUCUGCCUCGCACCCGUCUUCCUUUGCAAUCUUGACAACAGCUCCUCGAACCCUUCCAUCGUUGCUCUUGCGCAGACUUUCGACUCUACCAAGUUUCCAAAUUGAUCUUGGAAUCUUAAUUCCUUCGCCUUGUACUGUCACCAUAUCUCCAAUAGCAAUAGCAAAUGUGAUGGGGUAAGUGGCUCAGCCAUAUCAUCAUUAUCCAAAUAGGUCAGCGGCCGAGAAUUCAGGAUUGCUUCAACAUCUACAAUAACCGUUAACAACUCGUCAUAACUCAACUUCGCCGUACCAAGUAUCUUCUUCAAUCACCUUUUCACACACUUUAAAUCAUUCGUUCAAAAAAACCACCCCACCAAGGGGCUCGAGCAAGAUUGAACUUCCAUGAUAUUCGUUUAACACCUAAGAAUUUCUGGAUUUCAGGUUCUUUCAGCAAUCUCGCGAUUUGUCUGGACGCCGCUUUGAACGUGAGUGCAUUGUCACUUAUCAUUUCCUUGGGAAUUCCACGCCGUGCCAUAAAGCGCCGGAAACAUCGAAGGAAUGCUUGUGUAGACAGUUCUGAGACUAAGUCUAAGUGAACUGCACGCGAACUAGCGCACGUAAACAAAGUCAAAUAAGCCUUUGCUAAAGAACUUUCCUUGCUGUUAGAAGCAACCUUAACGUAUAAGGGGCCAGCGAAGUCAACGCCGACGUAGGUAAAAGCUGGAUCGCAACUCACUCGAGAAAAGGGUAGUGGACUUGGGGUGACGUCAGGAUAAGAGCGUCCUUCAAAGCGACGAGAUACAACGCAUUUAGUUAUCACAUUUCGAACUACCUGUCCCCCCUUUCGAUCCAAAAACGUGACCGGACUUCGGCUAAGGUUUCAUGCACUCCGUUGUGUCCGACCCGGCUGUGACAAUCUCGUAUGGUUAUUGUUGUAAAGUGAUGCUUUCUUGGAAUGAUUGCAGGGUAUUUCUCUUCGUAUGAUAUUUCUGCGUUAGCUACAAUCCUGGCCAAAACUCAUGUGGACACUUAAUUCCACUUUUGCAAAAAUCAUAACAAACACCUAAAACUUGAAUUUACUUGCAUAUCCCCCACUCCCCCUCUUCAAUGUUGCUUAUCCGACUUAACCACACUUCGUAUUUGAUGAAAAAUCCCAUUCAACAUUGGCAUGGGGGAGCGGGGGGAUAAUUAUUUAGGGAAAACGCCUUUCGAGGCCAAAUUCUGUGGGUUGUCCACAACCUUUUGUCCAGGAUUGUCUGAAAAAUGAUGAGCAUGGAGAAGCGCUGUUUUAUCACUUGUUCGUUAACAUUCGAUAUGUCUGACGAGACUACAACACUUACCUAUGUUUUCUAAGUUUUUGCUAUACAGUUUGAUAGCUGAUGACGUCACAAUUAGUAAUUACGUCACUUCCGGAUGUUGUAAAUAUAAGCUAAUUUGUGGGAAGCAUGCGUAAAACCAACUAUACUGAAUAGGUGCUAGCAUAACUUUUUCUCAAUCUUAUACAUGGAAGGUACACCGACUUUACUGUUCAGAUACAUAGCCCAGGAGCGCAUUUAGGCUUUAGUAGGAGAGAAAUUGACGGUGCAGAAAAUUUUCAGUGUCAUAUCUGUACGGAGUUUCAGUAUGAUUCCAGAACGUCUCAAGCUAUGUAGCAAUUACCUUAUUCCAUUGAAUAAAUUAUUGUACUUUUGCAUAUUUUUAGUGAUUUUAACGACUCCUGUAGUUUGAAGAAAAGCCUAUAUUUUUAUACACAGCCCUAAUAUAUUACGCGCCAAUGACAAGAUCUAGAACCUUGCAAUAUCAAAAUAAAAAAGCAUCAGUACUCAAAAUGAAAUAUAUAGAGAAUAAUACAUGGGUGCGCGGAAAUACCAGAUUUAUUUCGAGUGUUGAGCAUGAUAUCUCAAGAGUGAGCGCAGCGAACGAGUGAGAUAUCAUGUUCAACACGAGAAAUAAAUCUGGUAUUUCCAAGCACCCAUGUAUUUUUCUGUUUAUUAUAUAAACAAAAUUCAGUGAAAAACAAUAAAACGUCGUGGCAAUGCGUUUUACAACAAAUGAUAUUUUCACACGUAAAAAUAUCGUAUUUUUUACGUGUGUUUAAAUACGAUUUUUCUCAGUGGCCAAAAACUCUAUAUAACACUUGUGUUUAUAUAAUAAAUCAUGUUAACCUUUUUCGCCAUUUGAAAGGCAAUAUAAUUUGACAUUGAAGGAUUCGUAGCAUUUCCAAAGAUAAGUGUCUAUCAUAAACUGGUACGCGAACUCGAUACAGCUUCGGCCAUUAAAUACAUACAAUUCUCUUAUAUAUACUUGUAAAUAUUAUAUUACAAUUGAAGUUUGUCAAAGAAUGCAAUAUUGCCGUACACUUUCGAAUACUGUGCGCCAAAUAUAGCACGGUCUACAGUAACUUCGAACUUGAAUUAUACACAAUUACUGCAUUGAAAUGUAACGAUUUUUUGUUAGGAGACUACCUACAUAUUAUACUUGUUAUUAAAAUGUUUUCAUAAUUUACACAGUAGAGCAAUAAAAAGUUACCACGGUCUACAUAUUAAAAGUAGAUCUUUGAAUAUAAUAGAUCAUAGCUCAUUAGUAUUCAUGAAAAUACGAUUUUUGUGUGUAGACCGUGGCUAUUUUUAAGGCAUAGCUGAUUUUAUAUGUCUUGCUGCAUACUGGUGCAAAAUGUAAUUGGAGAAGUCUUUUAAUCUAUAUUUUUUAUCGUUUGCGCGCUUAUAUACUUCUAAAAUCACUGCAAAAAAAAGUGUAGACCGUGUUUCGAGCUUUGAAUAUUAUGUUACACUCAUUACGUCACUCGAUCGGAAAGUAUAACAUAUCAACUUAACAAUUAUAGCAAAGCCCUGUAACGUAAUAUAAUUCAGAUAUUUAGUUCUUGCCUUAAUUAAAUCAUGUAUAUAUAGGUUUCUGUCAAACAUUGUAUUCAGCAAGUUUUAGAUGCACCUUGAAAUUGCACUGUCAGAACGAAGCUGUAAUAUAUAGUUAAAACAUACAAACGUACUGGCAUAUAUCGUAAGCGGCAACACUUGCAGUUAACGAAUUAUAAUACUUGUAUGAAAAAUGUCAUUUAGUUGUAUAAAUUAGAUUCUCAAGCACUUCAAGAAUGCAUAAACAAACUUGAGACUAGUACAAUAUAUAUUCUGUCAUUCUCGUCACAUAAUUAUUGCUAAAAAUUAGGCUCGUGGGCGCGUGUUUUGGCUAGAAAAUCUGUGUCUUUACCGGACAAUUUUUUUUUCAAAAGAUGGUCAGGAAUAGAUUAUUGAGAUGCAAACAAGCGCAAUUUUACUGACAAAGCAUAGUUUUUGCCAUUUUGUGUCAUAUUAGAUACAAGAACCGUCUAUUAUUUUCUAUGGUGAUUUUCAGACAAUCCUGGCCAAAACUCAUGUGGACUUAAACCACUUUUGCAAAAAUCAUAACAAACACCUGGAACUUGAAUUUACUUGCAUAUCCCCACUCCCCCUCUUCAAUGUUGCUUAUCCGACUUAACCACACUUCGUAUUUGAUGAAAAAUCCCAUUCAACAUUGGCAUGGGGGAGCGGGGGGAUAAUUAUUUAGGGAAAACGCCUUUCGAGGCCAAAUUCUGUGGGUUGUCCACAACCUUUUGUCCAGGAUUGUCUGAAAAAUGAUGAGCAUGGAGAAGCGCUGUUUUAUCACUUGUUCGUUAACAUUCGAUAUGUCUGAUGAGACUAUAACACUUACCUAUGUUUUCUAAGUUUUUGCUAUACAGUUUGAUAGCUGAUGACGUCACAAUUAGUAAUUACGUCACUUCCGGAUGUUGUAAAUAUAAGCUAAUUUGUGGGAAGCAUGCGUAAAACCAACUAUACUGAAUAGGUGCUAGCAUAACUUUUUCUCAAUCUUAUACAUGGAAGGUACACCGACUUUACUGUUCAGAUACAUAGCCCAGGAGCGCAUUUAGGCUUUAGUAGGAGAGAAAUUGACGGUGCAGAAAAUUUUCAGUGUCAUAUCUGUACGGAGUUUCAGUAUGAUUCCAGAACGUCUCAAGCUAUGUAGCAAUUACCUUAUUCCAUUGAAUAAAUUAUUGUACUUUUGCAUAUUUUUAGUGAUUUUAACGACUCCUGUAGUUUUGAACAGCCUAUAUUUUUAUACACAGCCCUAAUAUAUUACGCGCCAAUGACAAGAUCUAGAACCUUGCAAUAUCAAAAUAAAAAAGCAUCAGUACUCAAAAUGAAAUAUAUAGAGAAUAAUACAUGGGUGCGCGGAAAUACCAGAUUUAUUUCGAGUGUUGAGCAUGAUAUCUCAAGAGUGAGCGCAGCGAACGAGUGAGAUAUCAUGUUCAACACGAGAAAUAAAUCUGGUAUUUCCAAGCACCCAUGUAUUUUUCUGUUUAUUAUAUAAACAAAAUUCAGUGAAAACAAUAAAACGUCCGUGGCAAUGCGUUUUACAACAAAUGAUAUUUUCACACGUAAAAAUAUCGUAUUUUUUACGUGUGUUUAAAUACGAUUUUUCUCAGUGGCCAAAAACUCUAUAUAACACUUGUGUUUAUAUAAUAAAUCAUGUUAACCUUUUUCGCCAUUUGAAAGGCAAUAUAAUUUGACAUUGAAGGAUUCGUAGCAUUUCCAAAGAUAAGUGUCUAUCAUAAACUGGUACGCGAACUCGAUAAAGCUUCGGCCAUUAAAUACAUACAAUUCUCUUAUAUAUACUUGUAAAUAUUAUAUUACAAUUGAAGUUUGUCAAAGAAUGCAAUAUUGCCGUACACUUUCGAAUACUGUGCGCCAACUAUAGCACGGUCUACAGUAACUUCGAACUUGAAUUAUACACAAUUACUGCAUUGAAAUGUAACGAUUUUUUGUUAGGAGACUACCUACAUAUUAUACUUGUUAUUAAAAUGUUUUCAUAAUUUACACAGUAGAGCAAUAAAAAGUUACCACGGUCUACAUAUUAAAAGUAGCUCUUUGAAUAUAAUAGAUCAUAGCUCAUUAGUAUUCAUGAAAAUACGAUUUUUGUGUGUAGACCGUGGCGAUUUUUAAGGCAUAGCUGAUUUUAUAUGUCUUGCUGCAUACUGGUGCAAAACGUAAUUGGACAAGCCUUCUAAUCUAUAUUUUUAAUCGUUUGCGCGCUUAUAUACUUCUAAAAUCACUGCAAAAAAACGUGUAGACCGUGUUUCGAGCUUUGAAUAUUAUGUUACACAUCACGUCACUCGAUGGGAAAGUAUAACAUAUCAACUUAACAACUAUAGCAAAGCCCUGUAACUUAAUAUAAUUCAGAUAUUUAGUUCUUGCCUUAAUUAAAUCAUGUAUAUAUAGGUUUCUGUCAAACAUUGUAUUCAGCAAGUUUUAGAUGCACCUUGAAAUUGCACUGUCAGAAGGAAGCUGUAAUAUAUAGUUAAAACAUACAAACGUACUGGCAUAUAUCGUAAGCGGCAACACUUGCAGUUAACGAAUUAUAAUACUUGUAUGAAAAAUGUCAUUUAGUUGUAUAAAUUAGAUUCUCAAGCACUUCAAGAAUGCAUAAACAAACUUGAGACUAGUACAAUAUAUACUCUGUCAUUCUCGUCACAUAAUUAUUGCUAAAAAUUAGGCUCGUGGGCGCGUUUUUUGGUUAGGAAAUCUGUGUCUUUACCGGACAAUUUUUUUUUUCAAAAGAUGGUCAGGAAUGGAUUAUUGAGAUGCAAACAAGCGCAAUUUUACUGACAAAGCAUAGUUUUUGCCUUUUUGUGUCAUAUUAGAUACAAGAACCGUCUAUUAUUUUCUAUGGUGAUUUUCAGACAAUCCUGGCCAAAACUCAUGUGGACACUUAAUCCACUUUUGCAAAAAUCAUAACAAACACCUAAAACUUGAAUUUACUUGCAUAUCCCCCACUCCCCCUCUUCAAUGUUGCUUAUCCGACUUAACCACACUUCGUAUUUGAUGAAAAAUCCCAUUCAACAUUGGCAUGGGGGAGCGGGGGGAUAAUUAUUUAGGGAAAACGCCUUUCGAGGCCAAAUUCUGUGGGUUGUCCACAACCUUUUGUCCAGGAUUGUACCCCACAACCCCAGAUUCCUACUACCCCACACCCACAGAUUCCUAUAACCCAACGACAACAACAGCAAUCCCAUCAAGAAAUACCCCGAGCGGAAGUUUCUGAAGCCUCAGUGGCUAACCCAACUACGAACUUGUACACAAGAUCGAGACAGGAAUAGUUGAAAAGUUCCCGAAGGUGCCAGUUGCACGCCUGGAAAGGUACAUUACUUGCCCCAUCAUCCCGUGAUUCGCAGAGACAAGCAAACGACCAAGGUCCGUGUAGUGUACAACGCCAGUGCGAAAACCAGCAAAACCUCUCUGAACUCAUGUUUGAAUGCGGAACCUUCUCUUUUACCAAAGAUAGUCGAUGUUUUGAUUCGUUUUCGUUUCCACAAGAUUGGGUUGAUAGCGGAUGUAGAAAAAGCGUUCCAUCAAAUUUUCAUAUCCACGGAGGACAUAAAUGCCUUGCGCUUUCUCUGGAUAGAUAACAUUGCAAGUGAAAAUCCUCGAGUAUUAACUUAUCGAUUUGCAAGAGUAGUCUUCGGUGUGACUAGCAGCCCGUUUCUGUUAAAUGCCACCAUAGCUCAUCACAUCAAUAGUUACGUGAAUGAUCCCGACUUCAUCACCACCUUCCUGUCUUCCUUGUACGUGGACGAUUUUAGUGGUGGAGCCGGUACAAUACCGACAGCGUACGAGUUAUAUCUGAAGGGUCGACAGCGCAUGUCAGAAGGGGGAUUUAGUCUCCGGAAGUGGGCAACCAACGAUCCAACUUUGCGAGAGGAGAUCGCAAGCCACAAGGUCGAUAACUCUGUAACUGAGAGAACGUCCGAGAAGCCAAUCGCUGAAGACGACCAAACUUAUGCCGCAUCAUCAUUGGGCACGAAUGUAACGGACAGUUGUGAGAAUAUUCGUAAGGUGCUUGGAUUACAAUGGAACACGACGGAGGAUAAGCUCGUAUUUGACAUGAAGAAUUAUUCGGACUUGUUCGAGUCAAACACCCCUAUUACGAAACGCAAGGUUCUUAGUGUGAUUUCGAAGGUUUAUGAUCCCAUUGGACUAAUAGCCCCCGUGACGAUCACUAUGAAAGUGUUAUUCCAACAAAAUCUGAAGAACUGUACUCGAAGGUAAAGGAAUUGAAAGACGACUUAGAAGAAUGUAAAACAAUCCAGGCGGCACGUUGCUAUAUCGAAGAUAUUGCUGAUGAAAUCAAGUCAGUUGAAUUACUUGGAUUUGCGGACGCGAGCAUCGUAGCAUAUGCAGCCGUAGUAUGCAUCCGAGUUUUAACUGCGACAGCGAAUCGAGUACAGUUAGUUGCUUGUAAGACACGCGUAGCUCCACUCGUAAAGCAAAGCAUUCCUCGUCUGGAGUUACUGCCAGCAACUAUUUUAGCAAGAUUAAUGAUCUCUAUCCGCGAAGCACUCAGACCGAUUGUCAAGAUUAGCGCAGCCUAUUGUUGGUUAGAUUCUCUAACGGCGAUCUACUGGAUAAGAGGAGGAGAUAGAGAAUGGAAGCCCUUUGUGCAAAAUCGGGUCAUUGAAAUCGAGUCAUCGAGGACUAAUUCCUUCAGAAUUUUGGUUUCAUUGUUCUUCAGAACAAAACAUUGCAGACAUAGCAUCAAGAGGAACUAUGGCAACCAAUCUUUUAAAGAAUGACGAGUGGUGGAAUGGUCCAGACUGGGUAAGGAACUACAACCCGAGACAGGCAGAAUUGAGUAAACCCACAAACGAAGUUCUACUAGAAGCAAAGGCAUCCAAGAUUCGUGAAGUACAAAGUACACGCGUUCACGUGAGUGCGAUAGACGAAGCGGUUGGGAACAUUUCUAAAGUCAUUACAUGCGAAGAUUAUAGUAGUGUCAGUCGGCUGUAUUCCGUCACAGCCUAUGUUCUAAGAUUUAUUGAGAAUCUAAAACGAAAACGACAAGGAACGUCAUUAGUUAAGGAGUGUUGAACGGCCGAAGAAUUAGGACGGGCCGAAUAUUACUGGUUGUUAUUUAUACAGAGAGACGUACGUUCUGACAGCAACUAUGUCGAGAAGAAGAAUCGUUUGGGACUGUUCGAAGACACUAAAGGAAUCAUUCGUUGCAAGGGACGACUACAAUCCUGGACAAAAGGUUGUGGACAACCCACAGAAUUUGGCCUCGAAAGGCGUUUUCCCUAAAUAAUUAUCCCCCCGCUCCCCCAUGCCAAUGUUGAAUGGGAUUUUUCAUCAAAUACGAAGUGUGGUUAAGUCGGAUAAGCAACAUUGAAGAGGGGGAGUGGGGGAUAUGCAAGUAAAUUCAAGUUUUAGAUGUUUGUUAUGAUUUUUGCAAAAGUGGAUUAAGUGUCCACAUGAGUUUUGGCCAGGAUUGUAGUAGGAAACUCUGUGUGUUGCAUGUUUUGGGUUCUUGUGUCUCGUACUACGUUUUCUUGCAUCAUAAAACUAUUACGAUUAUGGAUUUCACAAAUGCUUGUAUGUUACCUCGACACUUACUACACCGUCCCGGGGAUUUACACUCUCUUACAAUGUAGUUUUUUCGCAAACAAUUAAAGCAUAGGCCACUAUUUUGUAGAAUUUGUUUUCGCGCGUUAAUGUCUGUGACAACUUGACAAUUUACAUGGGCGUGGCUCUGUCUACAAUACGCGCAUGGAAUUGAUUGUUUAUGCACGGUCAUUAGACUAGACGCUGAAAAUGCACCCUUUGGUUUCAUAUAGCCAAAGUUACUUCGAUUAUGACCUUUAUUCGCUAAACUGCUACUUGCAUUAAGUGAAACUGCCGUGCAUCGUUUUGUUUACCCAAAUGAAACCAUUCGUGAUUCUAACCAUUUGGCUAAGAAAAUUACUGUACAUGUGCGUAUGAGGCGCGAGUCUCUGGGCACAAGUUGUCAAAGACAGAUCAUUCUAUGCCGAAAUUCCUUCCCUUUCCUUCCUUUUUCUUUAGUCAUUACGUGCUGUCAUUUUCGAUCAUUUUCUUAACAGAUUAGUUUUGUUCCAGGUGAUGGGAGAAGGUUGCACCUUUUCUGUUACAGUAAAACUGUUAAUUUGUCGAUAUUGUGCACAUUGAAACAAAAUUUAAAGGAACGAGUCAGGUUCUAUCUACUUUAUAAUUAAAAUAUUGUUUUGUUGUUUUGUUGUUUUGUUGUGGAUAAACGAUCCGCUAAAAGUAACUUUAAUAUGAAAAACCUAAAAUAUUGUUAACGAUAAUAGUUGUGAUUGUUUUUGAUAAUCGUAUCACAUUAGCGAUUUAUAAGUUCUUUUCGGGAGAAUUUCAGUGUUUUGGCUUUUUUGUAUUGAAAAUUUGACAAUUUAAUAUUGCACUCGUUGACAUACUUCAAAAGUCGGGGCUUAACUCGAGCAACAACUUUUUUGUCAAACUUUGAGUUAAUCACCGGGACUUAACUCGAAUAACCCAAACACACCCUAACGCUUUAAACCUCCAAAACCAUGCGCGGUAUGAGGAGUAUCGUUAAGUUGAAGUUCUGAGCAAUUUCAGAACUCUGUCGCCGCCAAGAGAUAACAUAUUACUUAUAAUCAAAUUUCUCAUGAGAGCGAAACGCCAUUUUUGUAUAAUCGCCCAUGUUUUUAUAUUUUAAACUCCAAUGUAAAAUAAAAGAUGUGUACCUUCAAACAUCAAACCUCGCAUGAGACUUUUAGUUCCACAAUUGAAACUUUCAGUUAUACAUAGCCAUAGGCAAAUUUUUCAGUUUUGACAGCAAAAGUAAUUGUUUUGCCGCAUUUAAUGGAGCUUUCAGAAUGGUUGUAAAACAUUUAAAAUGGAUGAAAAUGUAGGAUUUUCGACUUUCAACCCUCGACCUCGACUUUUGACCCUCGAUUUUCGACCCUCAACCUCGACUUUUGACCCUCGAUUUUUGACCCUUGACCUCGACCUAUGGCCCUCGACACUCGACAAUUACUCAAACUCCUUUUUAAGUAAUUGAAUUGGAAAAUAAAAAAUUUUGAAAUUUAGUCAUAGCGAAGUGGCAUGAUACUUUAUUAGUUUUGAGCGCGUGUUACCCAACGACAACAUAUAAAAUAUAAUCUCCUUUUAAUCUGUUUUAAGGUUUGGAACUUGCUUGAUGGCAGUGAGAUAACUGGUAUUGAGCUUGAUAAUAAAGCUAAGUUAGUUCGCUUCAGUUUGGACGGGAGGCUAGUUAUAAUUGGAUGUUACGACCGCCACAGCUACAUCAGUAGCAAAGUUUCUAUCUGGGAUUGGCAGAAGAAUGAUGUAAAGUGUGUUACCUUACCAUCAUUCAGAAAGACAACCGAAAUAACUUGCGAUGGGAACAUGAUUUACACGUGCAGCAGAAAGAUGGAAGUUUGUCAAAUCGAUCUCCGCUCACUAAAAGUAUCGAAUAUUCGUCGAGGGCCCUAUCCAAAUUGUACGCCUAUGGUUGUAUUACCAGACGGCAAAGCUAUAUUGUCUGGGAAAUUGGGAGAUAGUUCGUUUAUUUUUUGGGAACUUUCAACUGACAAACAGUUCACAUGUAAUGCAGGUAGGUGAAUAGGAAGCUUUGUUUGUAGUUCUCAAUAAUAAUUUCUGAAAACCUAUUAUUAAAGAACUUUUAGUACGAAUACGACUAUAAAUACGGGAUUUGUCAUCAAGGACGUGGCGAAGUCUUCUCAGUUUGGGGAUACUGAAUAUUCCCAUUAUUCCGAUCAAUCAGUUCCUUUGAAUGUUAAUGCCAACAAAAAAUUCGCCGAAUCUAGCUAACUAAUCAUCAUUGGUGAGGUAUUUGUGGAUCAUGACUAUACGCUAUAUCUAAACUAUCUAAACUAAAAUCCCUCGACAUUCCUGAUCCCACUGUUAAUUGGAUUGCA